AUGUCUGAUUCUCAGGAACCGCCGGCUAAGAGGGCGCGGCUGGAGGCGGACGCUCCUUUCUCUGGAGUAUCCUCCUUUGAUGCGCCAGGCUCGCCCGUGGAUGAUUUGGACGACGACUUUUACGACACUACCCCUGUCAAGGCUGCCGCGCAGUCUGUUCCUCAUGAUGGUACCUCAGCGUCGCUCACUGCGACGGCGCCUGCUCCAUCGAGCUUCUCGUUGCCAGGACUCGGCUCCCUGGGCGACUCCACUGUCACACAGCCACCCAUACAGAUCGACGCAGACACUGUUAUGAGCACGGCGGUACAUGGCGACGGCGAGCUCAUAGACGAGGAGGCCUUGAACCACGAUACCAGCGCAGUCGAGCCGCCUGUGGCCAAUCAGCUGCAGGCCCCGGACGAGGCUCCACAGCACGGUAAGCCGUCGCGUCCUCUGCAUGCCGCGUCCCUGACACCUGCGCAAGAUGCUCCUGCAACUACUACCACUACCUCGUCCGUCUUCGAUGCCACAGCGACCGUGACAGACUCCGCCCCAGCUGUCGACGCACCAACCGCGCAGGAGCCUGCUACCGCUGCACCUGCUAGUCAGGCUCAAGAGCCGACAGCAGACGAGAGCAAAGCCGAGUUCCUACGCCUUGGUGAAGCCAACAGGGAUAACAAGGAGGCAGAAUGGCAGCUCGACUCAGAAGCCUCGGAUUCGUCUUCAGACUCGUCGAGCUCAGACGACAGCUCUGACGAUGAGGCAGACGAUGGAGAGCUCCUGGACCCUGAGGAGAUGGUCCGUCUGCUGAUGGCAGAGUCUGCUGACGAAGGUGGCGCCUCUGGCAAGGCCAAAGUGAAGACCCUGAACGAGGUUGAAGAGAAGUACGAGAAACCAGACAUCAAGGUCGACAACGAGACGCAGAUCACAGAACUAGGCAAGAUUGAGAACAUUGUCGACAAUCUCGUGCUCGUUAAGGCCAGCACCUCUGGCGACUACCAGGUACUUGAGUCUGGAUCUGCACUCUGCCUUCGAGACUUCACCAUUAUUGGACAAGUCUCUGAACAAAUCGGCCGUAUUGAAGAGCCCAGGUAUUCUGUUGGCUUCAACGAUCCCACUGAGAUCACAGCUCUAGGCAUCACCAAAGACACCACGAUCUACUACGUUGACGCACACUCGACCUUCGUCUUCACCGAACCUUUGCGCAAGCAGAAGCACACCGACGCAUCGAACCUUCACGACGAAGAAACGAACGACGUCGAAUUUUCAGACGACGAGGCUGAGGCUGAGUUCAAGCGACAGCAGAAGCAGGCCAAGAAGGCCCGACAAGAAGCAAAGAACGAGCCAGAACCAGAACCAGAGCCGAAACCCAUACCCACUGGACCAAGAGGUCAUGUUAACAAGCCUGUUUCUUACUUCUCGUCGGCCAACGAAUAUCAAGGUGGCGGACUCAAGUACAGCGAUGACGAGGACGAGGACCUGGGUAUGUAUAAGCCAUUGGCUCGACCAAGUCACUUUGAGGAAAUCGUUGGGCAAGGUGCUCCAAUUGAGGACCGCAGCCAUGUUCGCAGAGGAAUGAUGCGGGGUCGCGGGGGUUGGGGCGAUCGCGGUCGUGGCUUCCGUGGGCGAGGAAACUUUGGCGGUCGUGGUGACUUUGGCGGCGGACGUGGCGAUUUCAGCGGCGGACGAGGAGGUAGAGGAGACGCACACGGUGGAAGGGGUGAUAGAGGAGGCGGCGACCGUGGUGGACGUGGUGGCAACAAGCAAGCUGACAGAGGACGAGCUCAGAACCAGCAGCAGGACAACCGUCAGAUGAGCGUGCCGCGACCAGAUAACCGAGCUGCUACUUCAGCUUCACCGGCUCGACAGCAAGAGCGCCAGCAGUCCAGUCAGCCACAGCAUUCUCCGCCAGCGAAGAGCAAGAACAAGAACCGAAAGCAGCGACAGCGGGAGAAGCGCGAACGCGAGGCACAUGAAAGGCAGCAGAACCAGCAACAACAGGCGCAGCAAUCACAGCAACAACCGCAAAAGCAGCAGCAACAGCAGCAACAACAGCGACAGCAGCAGCAUCAGCAACAUCAACAACAUCAACAGCAGCAGCAGCCUAAGCAACAGCAACAGCCCAAGCAGCAGCAGCAGCAUGCAUCUCCUGUACCUACUGGCCCAUCGAAUGCUAAUUCUUAUGCAAACAACAGCAGUGCCGGUUGGCCAACUCAAUUUGCACAGCCAGCAGCGCCGGUACCUACAUAUUCUCCAGCUCCACCACCCGUAGCGCCGGCAGCGCACAGGCACAGGCACCACCCAACCAGCAAGCCAACUGGGCUGCAUGGGCACAGUGGUUCCAAGUGGUUGGGGCCAUGA
Boeremia exigua is the source of this 2340-nucleotide messenger RNA. Its product is annotated as Gar1/Naf1 RNA binding region-domain-containing protein. Lineage: Eukaryota; Fungi; Ascomycota; Dothideomycetes; Pleosporales; Didymellaceae. Gene Ontology annotation, cellular component: sno(s)RNA-containing ribonucleoprotein complex. The transcript is spliced from 2 exons. The record is from RefSeq and is a predicted model, not a curated record. Bases 1 to 2340 code for a protein of 779 amino acids. Gene Ontology annotation, molecular function: RNA binding. Gene Ontology annotation, biological process: ribosome biogenesis; pseudouridine synthesis; box H/ACA snoRNP assembly.